AUGCCACGUAAAUUAGUUCCAGUUUCGACGAUUGAUCCAGAAACUGGUCAUAUUUCAAUGCGACGGUCGGAUCCAAUGAUCAAUAAUAUUAACGAGUAUAUUAUAGCAGCUUGUCGUUUCAAUAUGGAUAUCAAAUUUAUCUGGACUGGUAGUGAUGCAAAAGCGCUCGUUUAUUAUAUUACUGAUUAUGUGAUAAAAAUUAUUCUUUCUUUUCAUGAUACACUUUCUCUUGUACAGAAAUAUGCAACUGAUGAAGACGUAUAUGAUGAAACUACUAAUGAUGAAAACAACGAUGAAGAAAAUUUUCAAAUUCAAUCGACUGGCUCUGACAAAAAUUACGUAUUCGUUAACACAAGAAUUGAUUAUCAAUAUCGUUCCGAUAUUUUCAAUGACAUGUGUUUGUAUGACUUUGCUAGCACUAUAGAUAAGAAAAAGAUGAAUGCAGCUGAUUUAAAAUAUUUAUCGACGAAUAUGGCAUCAUCACGAGAAGAAGAAGGUAACCAAAGAGGUCGACCAGUUAAUGAACGUUUUCCUUUCCAAAGCCAACAUCCACAAGCAAAAGCAUAUGUUUUGAUGAAAUACAGUGAACCUCAUGUACCAAUUCUUUAUGGUCCACAAAUUCCUCGACAAUAUCGUGAUGAUACUCGAGAACGAUAUUGUCGAGCUCCUCUUACACUUUUCGUACCUUGGCGCACCGUUACUGAUCUUUGUGACCUCAACCAAACAUGGGAAGAUGCUUUUAAAUCUCGACAAGAAUAUAUUUCCAUUCACUCAUGGAAGAUUAUAGAGAAUAUUCAACUGUUACAUGAAUGUAGGAAGGAUCGUGAUGAACACCUCCUUCAAGUUAUUACUGAAGCUCAAACUGAUAAUGAUGGAAUUGAUACUGUUCUUUUACCUUCAGAUCAAAAUGUUGAUGGUGAAUACGAUAUAGACGAUAAUGAAGGCUUAUCAGAGUUGUUGAACAACAUAGAUGAAUAUACAAUUAAAGCAAUUAAUGCCGGCAAAAGAACAACAGAAGAUAAAUAUAUUCAAGAAACUAUCGAGGCAGUCGAAAAGGUUGGACGAUUUAGUGAUAUAAACAUUCGUCAUCAAUCUUCUUCAAAUGAAUUUAUUGAUUCUACAAAUCAACAACUUACACCAUUUGUUUCUGCAACACAAAAUCUUGUUCUACUAAACAAAAAAUGGCAAGAACAAUUGAAAACUGACAGGGAACGAGUUAGACAAACUUUCAUUACAGGUAACUAUAGUGCAGCAGAUGAUUCAUUAGAUUUACAUGUUGCAAACGAUGCCAUUGUAACAGUGAUGAAUCCAAAUAGUAAUAAUAAUAACAAUCUUGAAAGUUACGGUUCAAUUCUUCCAGUUGUGUCAGUUACAACCAACUUUCCCACGCAAAAAAGUAUCGCUGAUGAAUUUACAUUAAACAGAGAACAACGUGCCGCAUUCAUGAUCAUUACAAGUCAUCUUGAUGGUGACAGUCGAUGUCGUACAGGUAUUUUUACAAUAUAA
Messenger RNA from Rotaria sp. Silwood2, 1506 nucleotides. Lineage: Eukaryota; Metazoa; Rotifera; Eurotatoria; Philodinida; Philodinidae. The record is from the annotation of a GenBank genome assembly.